Lactuca virosa is the source of this 402-nucleotide messenger RNA. The record is from the annotation of a GenBank genome assembly. Lineage: Eukaryota; Viridiplantae; Streptophyta; Magnoliopsida; Asterales; Asteraceae.
AUGGAGAAGCUACCGAGUGUAAAACUUGAAAAAAGGUCACAAAAAUCCAGCAAGAAAAACCCAGUUAAAGUUGUUUACAUCUCUAAUCCUAUGAAGAUCAAGGCUACCCCAUCUGAAUUCCGAGCAGUGGUGCAACAGUUUACCGGCAGAUACGCUAUCUCCCCACCACCAGGAGCACUUGCCGGAGUUCCGGAGAGAGACCACGAAGUAGGUUGCCCCGGUGCUCAACAGAAGUGGCAACUUAUAAAUCGUACGAGUAUUGAUGCACAGUUAACUGCUGCUGGAUCGGAUCUUUCUCAUGAAUCUGCUUGUCGAGAAGAUCAAGUCUCGGAUGAUUUGAUAAUUACGCCGCAGAUGCUUGAGAGUUUUCCCCCACUGUUUCCUCAUGACUUUGGAUCUUGA